Molecule: messenger RNA, 2157 nt
Organism: Anopheles marshallii
Lineage: Eukaryota; Metazoa; Arthropoda; Insecta; Diptera; Culicidae
Product: nose resistant to fluoxetine protein 6-like
Exons: 11
Coding region: 1-2157 (718 amino acids)
Molecular function (GO): acyltransferase activity, transferring groups other than amino-acyl groups
Source: RefSeq, a predicted model, not a curated record
AUGGUCUCGAUCAUGAAAGUACUGACUGUGUUUGUGUGCAGUGUCCUGUGCAGCAUCGCGUCGGUGCACUGUGCAGAGCAAUUCAACAUGUCACAGUACAGGCUAAUGCCACGGGUGUUUCAUUUCGACGACUAUGACGAGUGUCUGCGGGACGAUCCGUCCGUGCCGGAUGUGUACUGCAUGGUGAAGGCAGUCGUGCAACCAAACGCAUCCUCCCCUGCCUGGAACGUAAUUGCUGACUUCUCGAGCAACUGGAAGCAACAUCUUAACCACGCUCAUCUUGACCGAGGCCUUUGUCUCAGCGGUUGCAUCCGAAUGCUAGCUGAGCUUGAGCGAGACAACGUCACGGAGCAGGAGCUAAGGUCGUUGGUCGUUCCCAAGUUUAAGAUUGAUUUUCCGUACAUCAUCAAGAAUGGCACGUUCCGGGAUGUGGACACGUAUCGUCGCAACUACUCCGAGCUAUUCGCUAAGUGCAUAAACUACGAGCUGCAGCAGAAGCAUGGUUUGCGUGCUUAUACCGAAAUCGAAUACUGCGACAACAACAAGGAAUCAUAUCCGAUCGACAAUUUGGAAAUUGCUUUCCUGGUCGUUCUGGCUGUUCUUUUUCUGGUGGUGACUUUCUCGAGCUGGUACGAUCAUCGCUGCAAGCAAGAUCAUGGAUUAGAGCACUAUCAAAACGAGCUUUCCAGUAAAGUCGCCAUGGUGCUGGUAUCGUUUUCCAUCAUCCGCAACUGGUAUCGUCUAACUUCACGUAGCGAUGACCCUCUGAACCGUUCGAUAAGGUAUGUGCAUGCGGUAAGAUUUAUGAUUUUCAUGAUGAUCAACAUGGGCCACAACAUUCUUUACGCACAACCUCGAACUGCCAUGGUUAUCGAACGGAAAUUCAGCGAAGUCGAUUCGAUGAUUGUAGCCAACGGAUCACACGUUGUUACCACCUUCUUCGUUAUAAGUGCGCUCAUGCUGGUCCUAUCGUUGGUAAAUAAGCUGGAGCAGACAGGCCGGAAAAUAGGAUUCCUUGAAAUCGUUAUGAUUUCUAUCGCACGCUAUGUACGUCUGACUCCCGUGUAUGCAUUUAUAAUGUUGCUGGAAGCGACGUGGCUCGUACGCUAUCUGGAUGGUCCACUCUGGAGGAAAGGAUUCGAGACGGGUCGAACGUACUGCCGAAAACAUUGGUGGGUCAAUCUGUUGUACAUUAACAAUUAUUAUGCUACGGACGAGCCGUGCAUGCAACACACCUGGUACUUGGCAGCAGAUUUUCACUUGUUCGUGUACGGUUUAGUAGUGUGUGCCGUAGUCCUGCGCUACCCUAAGUACCGGACGUACAUACUGUCCUUCCUGCUGCUGGUCUGCACAAUGAUUGCCGCCAUCGUUGUUUACGUGAACGAGUACGAAGCCGUGACGUUGUUACCACCGGAACCGCUCCGAUUUUUCUACUGGUACUGGGACAUGUACCAAGGAACGUACCUGCCGACUCACAUGUACUUGGUCAAUUACACGGCCGCCAUUAUGGGUUCUUUCUAUGUGCUCCAUCUGCAGCGAAAGAACUUCAAAACGCCAAAGAUGUUUUCAUUACUGUGGCUGCUCGGUAUGUUGGCGAUGCCCGGAACAUUCGCAGCCGGGUACUUCAUCUACAGCAACCUGUUCGAGACACCGUCCGUGUGGAUGGCGCUUGUCUUCCCACUCGGUCGCCUACUCUACACCGCCCUCAUGUUUCUGCUCACCGUCGGGUUUAUCUUCCGCGCCAGCAAACCCAUCCUGCGACUGCUCAACAUACACUUCUUCGGCAUUCUCGGACGGCUUACGUACUGUGCGUACCUGUGUCACUUUUUCAUCACUCGUGCGACUUCCUUCGGCACCAGACGGUUGGCGAAUCUGGGCGUAUUUGAGAUGAACACCUCGAGCUGGUCGACGCUGGUAAUGUCGUACGUUUUCGGCUGGUUGCUUUGCCUGAUGCUUGAAUCACCAUUUCUUGCUCUGCAGAAGAUUCUUUUCGAAAGCUUACACGGCAAGCAGAGAUCGAACGCAAAUGGCAAUCAGCAUCUGCAGGAUAACCUUCAAACCCCAUCCGCUUUUAUAGGCGCGAGCACGCUCAACGGAAAAGCACCGACAAAUGACGAAGAAUCGUACGCGAAUUCUAUGGAACAGCAGAGACUAUAA